Prorocentrum cordatum is the source of this 1360-nucleotide messenger RNA. The record is from the annotation of a GenBank genome assembly. NCBI's taxonomy places the organism in Eukaryota, Dinophyceae, Prorocentrales, Prorocentraceae.
GUUUCCCUCGUGGUAGCACGAUGACCGUACUUUUCGGCCUUGCAUGGGCCAAGCUCGCUCGCGGUGCGCGGCUCUGGACUCGAUCGCACGCCUGCCUGGGCAGCGCGCGACGUGACCCAGCAGCACCAAGCAGCGGCUGCCUGUCUGUUGCUCGAGGCGCUCUUGGCCGCUUGCUUCCCCAGGCCAGCGGCGCACCCCUCAACUGCUCCGGGCGAUGCCGCCGCGGGCCGCCAGGGGCAAGAGGGGCUCGGAAGGCUCCCGCCUCCAGGGCCGCCCCCACAGCACAGGGGGCGUCAGGCCGCGCCCCCUCGCGCUGGAGCUGCCUCCCGUGCCGGUGCUGCUGACAACGCCCGCCGCGGGCUGGGGCGCGAGGGCGCCGCCCCCGGAGGAGGCCGGCCGGAGCCCUGCGUCCACCCGCGCGGGCAGCCCGGCGGGCCGCCGCCCGCCCGCGCCCGGCGGCCUCGGGGCGCCCGCGGGCUCGCGCUGCAGCUCGGGCUCGCCGCGGCGCCGCCGCGCUGCCGCGGACGCGCACGAGGCCCCCGCGCCGGACGCCGCGGCGGCGGGCGGCCCGGCGGCCGCCGCGGGCGCGGCGCCCCGCCGCGGCUCGGCGCCCGAGGCGCCCGCGAGGGCGGCGCCCUGCGCGGCCCCUGCGCACGCCCUGCUGCCGCCGACCACGGCCGCGGGCCCGGCGCAGCGCCGCCGCUCCGCGCCCUGCACCUCCGAGGUGCCCGCGGGGGCGGCGCAGUUGGGCGCCCCAGAGGCAUCCUGCGGGGCCCCUGCGCGCGCGCCCAGCGCUCCGGAGGUGCUGGCAGAGGCUGCGGUGGACGCCGCACGGGGCCUGGAGCGCAGAUCCCUCUCGCGCAGCCGCCAGGCGUCGGUCUCGAAGCUCUCCGUGGGUGGCCGCCACGGCUCCGUCGCCCAGGAGCCGUCGCGGGGCGGGGAGCUCGUGGAGCUGCGCCGCCUGGCCCGGGCUGUGGAAGCGCCGGCGGCAGAGAUGCAGCGAUCGUACGCCCGCUUCCAGGAGGACCUCAACCUCACCCUGGGGGAUGCCGAGAUGCGCAGGAUAGCGAGAGAGAACGGCAUGUCUCUCGACGAGGCCGAGAGGUACAAGAGGCUGUUUGCCGAGGUGGACGUUAAGUGCACAGGCAGGAUCGAGAGCGGCGAGUUCGAGACUCUCCUGUGCAGGUGCGGCAAAGUGCCACGGGGCCUCGCUUCAGGGAUGAUGCGCUCCUUCUGGCUCCGAGCAGACUCGGGCCGCACCGGGAGCAUCGGCUUCGAGGAGUUCGUGGUGUUCACCCAGAAGCACUUUGCCUCCGGAGCCCUGAGGUUCGGCGAGGGCCUCAGACGAAGCUCGUAUUGA